Molecule: messenger RNA, 1297 nt
Organism: Ailuropoda melanoleuca (giant panda)
Lineage: Eukaryota; Metazoa; Chordata; Mammalia; Carnivora; Ursidae
Gene: NPFFR1
Product: neuropeptide FF receptor 1
Exons: 4
Coding region: 248-1297 (349 amino acids)
Biological process (GO): G protein-coupled receptor signaling pathway; cellular response to hormone stimulus
Cellular component (GO): plasma membrane
Molecular function (GO): neuropeptide receptor activity; peptide binding
Source: RefSeq, a predicted model, not a curated record
UUUUGCAAAGACUUCACCGCCUUGGAGCUGCUCAUCCAGACGGGGAAGUGGGCAGGGAGAUAACAUCACCCCCAUUUAACAGAUGAUAAGAUUGGGCUUAGGAGAUGCAGCUCGCCCUGGCUUGAACUAAAGCAGGUCUGCUGCCUUCUGUACGAAUGACCCAGAUUCUGGGACACUUACGGCUGCAGCCGACAUGGAGUCCAGCUAUCCAGCUAUGUCCUGAGGACCGUCUGCGCCUUCCCAUCUUAUGAGGAGUGGGGAGUGGGAAGGGUCUCAGCUGCUGCUGGGGAAGCAGAGGCCAGGGGAGUCCUCCCAGCCUCCUAACAGCAGCUGGCCCCCAAGCCUGAAUGCGAGUCAUGCCAAGGCCACCCCAGCGGUAAACCUCACCUUCUCCUCCUACUACCAGCACUCCUCAGCAGUGGCAGCCAUGUUCAUCGUGGCCUAUGUGCUCAUCUUCCUCCUUUGCAUGGUGGGCAACGCGCUGGUCUGCUUCGUCGUGCUCAGGAACCGGCACAUGCGCACUGUCACCAACAUGUUCAUCCUCAACCUGGCCGUCAGCGACCUGCUGGUGGGCAUCUUCUGCAUGCCCACGACUCUCGUGGACAACCUCAUCACUGGGUGGCCCUUUGACAACGCCACGUGCAAGAUGAGCGGCUUGGUGCAGGGCAUGUCCGUGUCAGCUUCCGUGUUCACACUGGUGGCCAUUGCUGUGGAAAGGUUCCGCUGCAUCGUGCACCCUUUCCGCGAGAAGCUGACGCCGCGCCAGGCGCUGGUCACCAUCGCGGUCAUCUGGGCGCUGGCCCUGCUCAUCAUGUGCCCCUCGGCCGUCACGCUGACCGUCACACGCGACGAGCACCACUUCAUGGUGGACGCCCGCAACCGCUCCUACCCGCUCUACUCGUGCUGGGAGGCCUGGCCCGAGAAGGGCAUGCGCACGGUCUACACCACCGUGCUCUUCUCGCACAUCUACCUGGCGCCCCUGGCGCUCAUCGUGCUCAUGUACGCGCGCAUCGCCCGCAAGCUCUGCAAGGCCUCUCGGCCCGCGCGGGCCGGCGGGGAGGCGGCGGCGCCCGAGAGCCGCCCCGGGGGCCCGGCGCAGGGCCCGGGUGGUGCACNGGUCUCCGUGGAGGUGCGGCCCGGCGACUCGGGCCUGCCCUCCGAGUCCGGCCAGAACAUUGGGGCGCCCCGGGCCGGCCGCCUCCCGCUGCGCGGUGCCCGCGUGGCCCACCACGGCUUGGCCGGGGAGGGUCCUGGCUGCGGCCAGCUGCCCUUCACCAUACCCGCGUGGGAUAUCUGA